This is a messenger RNA of Glycine soja, 705 nucleotides long. RefSeq names its product transcription factor VIP1-like. The transcript has 4 exons. Lineage: Eukaryota; Viridiplantae; Streptophyta; Magnoliopsida; Fabales; Fabaceae. The record is from RefSeq and is a predicted model, not a curated record. Bases 128 to 400 code for a protein of 90 amino acids.
ACUCACAAUUGGAAAAGAGGACAAAAGAAGGAAGAAGGAGAAAGAUCAAGGGAGACCUACACCCACCCACACUCUUGACAUUAUCGAGAUUCUUGCUAAUAGGCAAUUUGCUUCCCCAUUAAAGGAGAUGAAGAUUCGUUACAUAAUCAUGUGGAAGAAGGUGCAGAGGCUUAGGAUUAAAUCUGCUAACCUCUCAGCAAGUAUAGCCAUGCUUCGGAGAGACUGCAUAGCUUCGGAUGAAAGGAUUAAGAAGCUGAGAAUGCUUGUAGCGGCUCUGAGGAAAGAAGCACAAUUUAAAGACGAAGUCCACAAGGCACAACAGGAAGAAUUAAAGCGCCUUAGGGAAAAAACUAUUCUUUCAGGGAACUAUCCUCCUUAUGGUAGGCGCUCCUCCCUCUGAACAACCUUUCAAUGGACAAAAUUGCCUCAACUCCAUGAACAUCAAUUAGCAGAAGUAGCUCAUAAUAGUAACAGUAAUUAAAUUAUGUGUGUGUGGUGAGACUUGUGAAGGGUAUAUUAUUAUGCUGUUCAGUGUUGUUUAUUUUCUCUACUUCUAGAUUGGAAGCACAACCUUUGAAGUUUUAUGUUUUAUAGCUUUUUGGAUGAAUGAAAGUAACAUCUUUCUAAGAAAUGAAUUAAAUUAACAUAAUCGGUACCCAACGUGAACAUUGGUCAACAAUAAUACCUGGGCAGGCAGCAAGCACC